AUGGCGGCGCUGAAGGAGGAUCGGAGCUACGGGCUGUCGUGCGGGCGGGUGAGCGACGGCAGCAAGGUGUCCGUGUUCCAUGUGAAGCUCACCGACAGUGCCCUGAGGGCCUUCGAGAGCUACCGCGCCAGCCAGGAUUCUGUUUCACUGAGACCUUCGAUCCGAUUUCAGGGAAGUCAAGGGCACAUCUCCAUCCCCCAACCUGACUGCCCCACGGAGGCUCGGACGUUCUCCUUCUACCUCUCCAACAUCGGCCGUGACAGCCCCCAGGGCAGCUUCGACUGCAUCCAGCAGUACGUCUCCAGCCGUGGGGAUGUCCACCUGGACUGCCUGGGCAGCAUCCAGGACAAAAUCACAGUGUGCGCCACGGACGACUCCUACCAGAAGGCGCGGCAGAGCCUGGCGCAGGCCGAGGAGGAGACGCGGAGCCGAGGGGCCAUCGUCAUCAAGCCCGGAGGCCGUUACCUGGGCAAGAAGGUUCAGUUUCGGAAACCGGCCCCAGGGGCAGUGGAUGCUGUGCCCUCCCGGAAGCGGGCAACCCCUAUCAACCCAGCCAGCGCCAUCAAGAAGUGCAGCGCUGGCAGCGCUGGCGGGGGCAGCGGGGUGUCUCAGCGGCCCUUCCGAGAUCGCGUGCUGCACCUGCUGGCGCUGAGACCCUACCGGAAGGCCGAGCUGCUGCUGCGGCUGCAGAAGGACGGCCUGGCGCAGGCGGACAAGGACGCGCUGGACGGCCUCCUCCAGCAGGUGGCCAACGUGAAUGCCAAGGAUGGCACGUGCACGCUGAAGGACUGUGUGUACAAGGAUGUGCAGAAGGACUGGCCCGGCUACUCGGAGGGAGACCAGCAGUUGCUGAAGCGGAUGCUCAUCCGGAAACUGUGCCAGCCACAGAGCACAGGCGGCCUCCCUGGGGACCUUGCUGCCAACAGUCCUCCGGGCGAGCACGGGAGCUCAGCCUCUCCCCCUCAGAAACGGCCACAGCCUCCUGAUUUCAUUGAUCCUCUGGCCAACAAGAAACCCAGGAUAUCGCACUUCACCCAGAGAGCUCAGCCCACAGUCAAUGGGAAGUUGAGCACAACCCUCGGCCGCGAGGGCCUGCUGCCCACCCCGGGCCUGCUGGCUGGCACGGAUGCCCACCUGCCCCUGCGACUGGAGCUGCCGCGGGCCCACGACCCGUUGACCGAUGUCAGCAACGACCUGGGCCACAGUGGCCGGGACUGUGAGCGUGGCGAGGUGGCCGCCCCAGCCCCUACUGAGCGGCUCAGCAUGCCCCUGCUGACGGACUGUGCCCAGCCCAGCAGGCCCCACGGCGGCUCCUUGCACGGCAAAUCCAAGAAGAAAUCCAAGAAGCACAAAGACAGGGAGAGGGCCGCAGAGGACAGGCCCCGGGACCGGCCGCUCGGCCCGGUGCCAGGCCCCCUUGGAGCCCCUCCAGUUGCCCCACCAGUCGCCCCGGGUUUAAACGGGACCUGCAGCAGCUCAAGUGUCCCCACAUCGACCUCGGAGACGCCCGACUACUUGCUAAAAUAUGCCACCAUCUCCUCCUCGGAGCAGCGGCAGAGCUACAAAAACGACUUCAAUGCCGAGUACAGCGAGUACCGAGACCUGCACGCCCGCAUCGAGCGGAUCACGCGGCGCUUCACGCAGCUCGAUGCCCAGCUCCGGCAGCUCUCGCAGGGCUCUGAGGAGUAUGAGACUACUCGUGGGCAGAUCCUUCAGGAAUAUCGAAAAAUCAAAAAGACCAACACCAACUACAGCCAGGAGAAGCACCGCUGCGAGUACCUGCACAGCAAGCUGGCCCACAUCAAGAGGCUCAUCGCUGAGUACGACCAGCGACAGCUCCAGGCGUGGCCGUAG
This is a messenger RNA of Rangifer tarandus platyrhynchus (Svalbard reindeer), 1854 nucleotides long. The record is from the annotation of a GenBank genome assembly. NCBI's taxonomy places the organism in Eukaryota, Metazoa, Chordata, Mammalia, Artiodactyla, Cervidae.